AUGCUACCUCCUAAACGCUUCCAUAACAAUGAUCACUUGGUUGGACUUAAGCCUCGCGUAGAGGAGUUGAUGUCAAUCAUAAAUAAAUCUGAUUUGUAUGUUGGGGAUUUAUGGAACUGGUGGAAUUGGCUCUCUCACAAAAAGGUUUUGUUGGUUCUUGACGAUGUUGAUGAGGUUGAACAAUUAGAACAACUUGCUGGCGGGUGUGAUUGGUUUGGUCGUGGAAGCAAGAUCAUUGUAACGACAAGAAACAAGCAAUUGCUGAAUGCAUGUAUUGUUAAAAGCACAUGUGAAAUGAAGAAGCUAAAUGAACAUGACUCUCUUGAGCUCUUUUGUUGGCAUGCAUUUCGAAUGAGCCAACCUCCAAAAGUCAAUGAAAAUAUGUCUGCUCGGGUUAUAAGAUAUUGUGAGAGAAUCCAAGAAAGAACAACCCAUGAGGUACUAAAGAUAAGCUAUGAUUGUUUACAAGAUGCUGCUAAGCAUAUUUUUCUAGAUAUUGCCUGUUUCUUUACACACAAGCCAUUGGAGUUUGUUGAAGACAUACUAGAAGCCUGUCAACAUUGGGCAAGGUUUUAUAUUGAAGUUCUUGUCGAUAAAUCUUUGAUAACUAUUGAUGAUAAUAAUGGUAGCUUGUACAUGCACGACCUAAUACAACAAAUGGGCAAAGAGGGAACCAUUAAUAUUGAAGCAAUAAUACUCAAUCCGCCUCAACAAGAAAAAGUGGAAUGGGAUGGUUUAGCCUUUGAGAAGAUGAAUAAGCUCAAGAUUCUCAUUGUUCGAAAUGCCCAAUUUUCAACAAGUCCUAAAUACUUUCACUAUAGUUUGAGAUUCCUUGACUGGAAAGGAUAUCCUUCUGCAAGCCAGAUUUUUCUCCUUCAAGACUUGUUUGCUUCAAGUUAUAUGGAAGUCUUUUCAGAUUGCAAGAACCAUUCAAGUACGAAGGAGGUUUCUCAGAAAUUCAGUAUCGGAUUAGAUAUAUAUUUAAAGGAGAAGGUUGAACAUGAAACAUACAUGGAUUUCUCACUCUGUGAAUUGAUAACUGAAGUACCUGAUUUGUCACAAUUUCAAAGUUUAAAGACGCUGAGCUUUCGUGAAUGUCAAAAUCUGGUCAAAGUUCAUGAUUCCGUGGGAUCACUAUCCAUGCUUGAAAGAUUAGAUGCUAGUGAAUGCACCAAACGGACAAUCUUUCCACAUGAAAUCAACAUGGCAUCUCUUCAAGAGCUUGAUCUCAGUCAUUGCAAGAGUCUUGAUUACUUACCAAGCAUAGUAGGAAAGAUGGAAUAUCUAAUGCAAAUUUUGGCAGAAGACACUGCUAUUACGGAGCUCCCGCCUUCCAUUGAAAAUCUUCCGAUUCUUGAUCGUUUAGUUUUAAGCUCUUGCACAUAUCUUAGGGAGCUUCCAAAUAGCUUAUUGAAGUUGGAAUAUCUUAAGGAGCUUGAGUUGUCAGGGAUUCAACCUGCUUGUACAAAACCAUUGAUCAACGUAAUGCAACAAAGCCAACCAGUUGGCGUUAGCUGCUCAAACGUAGAGGACUUGGAUCUUGAGAAUUGUGGUCUGUUAGAUGAAGAUCUUCACGUGAUUCUGACAUGUUUUCAAAAUGUGAAAGAGUUGAAUCUUCCAGGGAAUGAUUUUGUGUCCCUUCCUGAGUGCAUUAAAGAGUGUGCUUAUUUGGAGAAACUGAAUCUGAGUGAUUGCAAGAGGCUAAGAGACAUACCAGAGCUGCCAUCAACGUUGCAGCAAAUAGCUGCAGAGGAUUGCACGUCAUUGACUACAGAGUCGUUAGACCGUUUAUGUCAUGUGUUUCUCACGGAUCUGGAAUGGAAUUUUAAUGAUGAAGAUUUAGAAGGGCUUAACAAGUUUCUGGAACUGGAUUGGAAUGACGUGGAAAUACAUUUUACACGUGACCCACCUGAUAUCUCCACAGUUAACUGUGGUGUUUAUGUUGAUAAGGAGCAAACAGACAUGGAUAACGUCCAGUUCAAGUCUUCAGAUGUGCUUUCCAUGAGUUCUUCAACAAUUUCACUGAAACGAAGAGGGAUAAAUUUGCUUCUUAAUGAGAAACCACCCAAGAAGCUCCUGAGAAAUUAA
Prosopis cineraria is the source of this 2088-nucleotide messenger RNA. RefSeq names its product TMV resistance protein N-like. Gene Ontology annotation, molecular function: protein binding; ADP binding. The transcript is spliced from 7 exons. The record is from RefSeq and is a predicted model, not a curated record. NCBI's taxonomy places the organism in Eukaryota, Viridiplantae, Streptophyta, Magnoliopsida, Fabales, Fabaceae. Gene Ontology annotation, biological process: defense response. Bases 1 to 2088 code for a protein of 695 amino acids.